AUGGCUUCCAACAUCUUCUCCCGGCUGGGUCCUCCCGCAAGAGGAUCCAGAUCAUUUUACGAGGAGUUGAGAGGCAGACGUGAUGAGGAUCUUGACAUCGAAGACCAGGCCGGACUUGAUGUCGACGAGGAGAAUUUAAAGGAACAAUUCCAGGACUAUGACCUUGAUCACGCACGGGAUCUUGCCGUCGACGACAGCCGCACAACUCUCGACAGCAACGCCAACCUCGUCAGAAGCCCCCAACAAACCGUCACGCGAGGCUCACAGCGAACCGGAGCUCGACGCGACACAGGACCGGCAUGGCUGGGUCAUGAAGAAGAUGGAGACAACGAUGUUCCCGCUUCUCUUCUCGUCGAACCGCACGAGGUGGAGGCGGGCGCAAAAGAAUUGAACCGCAGAAAACAGCCCGUAGCCUCAACGCAGCAGCAAGCCAUACCUGGUCCGUCCGAUCGACGAACUCAUGGUCAGUGGGAGGCGGCUCAAGCCCAACAGAGGCUGCAUCCGGCAGAUGGCGUUAAACCCUUCAAAUCGCAACCCAAGCGCAUCGCGCGAGGUUUCUCGCCGGGCAAUGAGAAGGAAAAGGCCCUCUGGCGAUGGGUCAACGUUUCGAACCUUGACUUCUUCAUACAAGACGUGUAUUCCUACUACCGAGGCAGCGGCUUCUGGUGCAUCGUGUGUGCUCGAGCAUUGCACCUUUUGGAGUCUGCUUUCUUCGCGGUGUUCCUUACCUUCAUGUCACAAUGUGUUGACUAUUCACUUCUCUCCGACCGAAGUAGAAAGUCGCUAAGCGAAAUCGUGAUUCCGCAAUGCACUAGGAAAAUGUCAUUCCUUUGGAAUUUUGGUCUUUGGCUGUAUGUCUUCUACUUCAUUUGGAAAGCCGUCCAAUUUUCAGUCGAUCUCCGGAGACUGCGCAAUAUGCGCAACUUUUACACAUAUCUGCUCGAGAUACCCGAGGAAGAUAUGCAGACGGUUUCUUGGCAAGACAUCGUCUCGCGCGUUAUGUCAUUGAGAGAUGCGAAUCCCAAGACUGCAAUAAAUAUCACCCCGUCACAGCGGCGCUGGAUACGGAACCAAUCCAAAGAGCGGCUUGACGCCCACGACAUUGCGAAUCGACUAAUGCGGAGAGAAAACUACUUGAUAGCCAUGAUGAACAAGGACGUGCUUGACCUGACGCUUCCCGUUCCGUUCAUGGGAAAGCAUCAGUUCUUCUCGAGAAGUCUAGAAUGGAACCUACAUUUCAGCAUUUUGGGUUUUAUCUUCGACGAGAGUAAUCAGGUGAACCAGGAGUUUCUCAAAGCAGAUCGCCGAGGGCAGCUAAGCGCAAUGUUGAAGACUAGACUUAUGUUCGCCGGCUUCAUCAAUCUGCUGAUAGGACCAUUCGUGGUUGCGUAUCUCAUUAUCGUACAUGCUUUGACGUACUACAACGAAUACCAAAAGGACCCAGGGACUUUUAGUCACAGGAGAUACACACCGCUUGCCGAAUGGAAGUUCAGGGAAUUCAAUGAACUUCCACACUUGUUUCAGGAACGGCUCAAUAUGUCGUAUCCGGCCGCUCAUGCGUAUAUUGACCAGUUCCCGAAGAGAUUGACAGAGCAGUUUGCUAGAUCGGUAACCUUUAUUGCUGGUGCGAUCACAUCCGUUCUAGCCAUUGCAUCAUUCUUAGAGCCCGAACACUUUUUGGGCUUUGAACUACUGUUCGGGAAGUCGGCACUCUUCUACAUUGGAGUAUUCGCUGCAGCCUGGGCGGCCGCGAGAGGCAUGAUCUCCGAGGAAACCACCGUUUUCAACCCUGAGUACGCCUUGCGUAACGUCAUCAGCUUCAUACACUACAUGCCAGCUCACUGGGAAGCUCGACUCCAUACCGCGGAAGUCAAGAGAGAGUUUUCAGAGCUUUACAAGCUCAAGGUAUUGAUAUUGGUCGAGGAGAUUGUCGGUAUACUCACGGCGUCUCUGGUUCUCAUCUUCUCGGCGCCCAAGUGUAGCGACCAAAUCAUCGACUUCUUCCGAGAGUUCACGAUACAUGUGGACGGCGUCGGCUACGUCUGCUCGUUUGCCGUUUUCGACUUCAAGAAGGGCGCGGAAAGGGCCAAGUUUCAGGCGGCAACCAGAGAUAGCACCCGGAGGUGGUAUGGGGCAACAAAACCGGACACCACGAUUUGGGUCUUCAUUGACAGCCCCGUCGCCGAUGGCAUCGAUGCUUCUUGA
Messenger RNA from Colletotrichum chrysophilum, 2205 nucleotides. RefSeq lists its product as uncharacterized. Lineage: Eukaryota; Fungi; Ascomycota; Sordariomycetes; Glomerellales; Glomerellaceae. Bases 1 to 2205 code for a protein of 734 amino acids. The record is from RefSeq and is a predicted model, not a curated record. The transcript has 4 exons. Gene Ontology annotation, cellular component: phagophore assembly site; autophagosome. Gene Ontology annotation, biological process: protein localization to phagophore assembly site; autophagy of mitochondrion.